AUGAUCGACGUCGAAGGUAAGAGGCCACUUACCUCCCAGAACAUCAAGGACGAGGACGGUAAGGUCCUUCGGGACCCCACGCUUACCCGCCAGCGGUGGGCGCGGUGGUUCCACAAGCUCCUUAACACCAAGUCGCCGACCAUCGACCUGCAUGCGACCGACAGAGUCAAGCAGUGGCCCACGUGCGUUCCGCUCGACGACAUCCCGUCUCUAUUCGAGGUUGAGGAGGCGGUGCGGGGAAUGGCCAACAGGAAGGCCGUCGGGCCGGACGACCUACCGGCUGAGCUGAUCAAGCUGUUCCUGGAUGGAGACCGAGGCUUCCUCCGCGAAUUCCACGCCAUCGUCGUGGACGUGUGGCAGACGGGGAACGUACCGCAGCAGUGGAAGGACGCCACCAUCAAGGUUCUGUUCAAGAAGGGGGACACGAUGGAGUGCGGCAACUACCGGGGCAUCUCUCUCGUUGCACACGCCGGCAAGGUGCUGCUUAAGGUCGUUGCAACACGCCUAAGCCACUACUGCGAGCGAGAGGGCAUCCUCCCGGAGGAGCAGAGCGGUUUCCGCCCACACCGGUCGACGCUCGACAUGCUGUUCGCGAUCCAGCGGCUCCAUGAGCUCGCGAGGAAGAAGAGUACUGCGGUCUUCGCGUGCUUCGUCGAUCUCACCAAGGCGUACGAUUCGGUGGACCGAGAUCUGCUGUGGGACGUGCUCGGACGCUUUGGCGUGCCCCCGAAGAUGCUGGCGGUCAUUCGCCACUUCCACGAGGGCAUGAGGGCGCGGGUUCGAACGGACGACGGGCAGUACUCGGAAUGGUUUGACGUCGGCCAAGGUCUCCGACAGGGGUGCAACCUGGCCCCGCUGCUGUUCAACUUGUUCUCUGCCGCGAUGCGCAUGGUCGCAGUGACCGAGUUCGACAAGGACCCCAAGGUGACGGCGGAUAUGAUCAAGAUCGCAACACGAGUGGAGUGCACGGGCAAGAGGGGCAGGUCGGCGGGGAAGAAGGCGAUGAUGGUGACGGUCGCAGAGGCCCUGUGGGACAUGCUCUACGCUGACGACGCGGCCAUCGUCUCGCUCACGCCGGAGAGCCUCGAAAAGAUGAUGUCCAUCAUCGUGCGCGUGGCCGGCCUGUUCGGACUGAUGGUAUCGGAGCCAAAGACGGAGAUCAUGUGCAUGCUACCGAAAGGGCUGGGGGAACGCCCGUUCGCGGUCAGCGCCGCUGGCCAGACGUACAAGCAGACAGAUCGGUUUGUGUACCUCGGACGUACCAUCUGCGCGGAUGGGAAGGUCGACCGGGAGAUCACGAGCCGCAUCUGCCGAGCAUGGAAGUGCUACCGCCGGAACAGCACUUCGAUGUACGACAGGAAACGGGCCAACCGCCAGCUCAAGAUCCGACUACUCCAGGCUGAAGUGGUGCAGACCCUCCUAUACGGGUGCGCCUCGUGGAGCCUGGCAGCGGAGCACUACACCAAGCUGAAUGGGACCCACCGCCAGUUCCUGACACGGUGUAUCGGCUGGAGCAAGCGGAAGCGCUCAGACCGACCCCUGUCCUACGCCCAGGCCCUCAUCCAGGCCGGCUGCGAGGAAACCAUCGAGGCCACCGUGCGCAAACGGAGGCUGUGUUUUGCGGGCUUCGUUAUGCGCAUGGAGGACAACCGCCUCCCCAAGCGCAUGCUGCUGGGAGCGAUGGCGGGGGGUACCGGAUACCGGGGCGGGCAGGAGAGCGACUGGGUGUAUCGCCUAGGAGAGGACCUCGUGGCGUUUGGCAUGAAAGAGGAGAAGGAGGGGGGGAGAUGGAAAGAGAGCGCCAAGGACCAGGAGGCGUGGUACGACAAGAUCGAGGACGGGGCGGCAUGGUUCAUGAGGAAAUGGCACAGACAGGAGGCGGAAGCAUCCGCGAAGCGCCAGCGCCAGCGCGCGGAGGAAGCAGAGACGGAGAGCACGGCCGCCCCGGGCCCGAAGAGAAAGAGAAUCGGGGAAGCGGCGGGGGGGGGGAAGAAACGGCGACCGGACACUGCUGUAGAAGCGAGUAGGGCGGCCAAGGCCGCGCUUGCGGCGAACGACGUACCCAACUGAUGAUGUUGUCGCACCCUGUGUUCCCUUUUCCCUGCCGUAAGCUGUAUGCUCUUAGUAUUGCCUCCGGCCUCUCUUUGUGCUUUUCUUCUUUCUUUCUUUCUUGUUCUCCAUGCCCUCUCUACGAUGAUCUUGGACGAUACCUCGAGCUCCUUGUUAUUUUUGUUUUUUCCUUUGCUGGCUGCCUGCCACCUCUGCUGCCUCUUUGGUGCGGUGCCUACCCUACACUAAUGCGCUGGUGCAUACUGCACUGCUGUAGUACCUGGUACUGGUGUACGUUGUCCUUCGAUUUUUUUUUUUUUUUGUGGGAAUAUUUAUGUGUUUGUUUUUCGCCCCCCGUCUUGCUGCACCCCCUGGGGUGUGGUGCAGGGCGGGGGAUGCCUGGUCGGCGGGAACCCGGCACGGAACCCUCCGGCGUUGUAGGCGGGUGUGGGAAGCGUUCCCCGUUCUCCUUUUAUUUUAUUUUGAUCGGUCUCCUCGACGCUCUUUCUCGUUUGGUGCGGUAGCUGGUCUUUCUUUCUAUCAUUUUGUUUCUCUUCCGAGUGGUUUUUGUACCCUAUUUUUUUCUGUUUCUUCGUGGGGUCGUGUAUGCCGGGUUUUGAGACCAC
Ectocarpus sp. CCAP 1310/34 is the source of this 2675-nucleotide messenger RNA. NCBI's taxonomy places the organism in Eukaryota, Phaeophyceae, Ectocarpales, Ectocarpaceae. The record is from the annotation of a GenBank genome assembly.